UCAAUCGCAGCACAAAUCAAAAUAUAGCUACAACUAUAUCAUAUAUAUAUAUAUAUAUAAAAUGAAGUGGUUUAUUAUCUGCGCGCUGUUCGUUGCUGUGGCGCUGCUCAGCGCUCGGGCGCACGCCGCUGAUUGCGAUCAGGCCAAGAAUCCGGAGGACAGCGAUUUCAAGAACUUCUUCCGCAGCGUUAGCUGCAAGGUUAAGCAGGGCGCUGAGGAAGCUGCCAUCGUAGUGAAGCCCUAUACCGAUAAAAUAGGCGAUGGCGCCAAGGAGAUUGGCAGCUCGGUGGCAAACAAAUUCGAUGAGCUCAAGCACAAGUUCACGGAUGAAGGCACCACAGCCAAAGCUCCAACUGUUAUGCCCUUCAAUGCGCCCACUGAGCGCGUGCCCCUGGCCCCAAUUGCUCCCGCCGUGCCCACUGAAUUGCUUGCCAGCACUCAGCCCAUGGCUGGAUAAAGUCAAAGACUUCAGUGCGUGCAUAUAUAUGAAUUUUUUUUAUGUGUUAAUUUUUUUUUCUUGUUAC
Messenger RNA from Drosophila busckii, 524 nucleotides. RefSeq lists its product as uncharacterized. The coding region runs from base 62 to 457 and encodes 131 amino acids. The record is from RefSeq and is a predicted model, not a curated record. Lineage: Eukaryota; Metazoa; Arthropoda; Insecta; Diptera; Drosophilidae. The transcript has 2 exons.